Cuscuta campestris is the source of this 1724-nucleotide messenger RNA. NCBI's taxonomy places the organism in Eukaryota, Viridiplantae, Streptophyta, Magnoliopsida, Solanales, Convolvulaceae. The record is from the annotation of a GenBank genome assembly.
AUUGAAAGUAAAAAAGCUGAUGACAAAUAUUGUUAUUUCCCGCGAAGCUUAGCGUCUCUUAUCUGUUCUUGGAAGGGCUUGGACUCGAUUGGAAGAGGAUGGCUGAAGAUACGCCGCCUUCUUGCUCUUCGGAUUCCGCCAUUCUCCGCCUUCAUCAGCUUCUUGCCUCAUGCUCUCUGUCGAUUGAAGCCGGAGAUUACAGCGGAUCCGACCGAUCAGUGUCGGAGCUAGUCGAUUUUCUUAACCCCGUUUCUGAUUCUACCGCGCGUGAAGCCGAUGAUGAAGACGCCGAGAGAAAAGCCUUCAGAAUUCUUACUGAAAUUCAUAGAUGCAUGACCUCGCCUUCUCUCAGCCAGGAAGUGGUGGAAACACUGUCAUUUGAGUUGCCGAAAUCAGUGUGUAGAGUUGCUUGCGCAUCGAAGAGGUGUUCCGAUCUUGCGGAAUGUUUUAUUGACAGUUUGCUUGAGAAGUGCAGUCCGCGCGAGAUGCUUUCAAUUCUUUGUGAUGCAUUAAGUUCUCCAGACAAGCAGUUCAGGACUACUCUCUAUUAUGCACCUCUUCUAAGUGGGAUUGCAAAAGUUCUAUUGCGCAUCCAGCGACGGCAAUUCCAGCAAGUAAAAUCUGCAGUUCCCGUCAUUCUUCGCAUUUUAAAUCACACGACAUUGGAGAUGGAUGAUGAAGAUCCCGAUGCUGAUUAUGGCACUUUGUUUUUCAAAGCAAUUGACAUUGCAAAUUCCAUUCAGGCUGUCUGUGAAAAGUUGACAGAUAAGCAAAAGUUGCAGGCCUUUUUUGGUCUUUUCAUCUUGCAGCUGAUGGCACUUGUUUCAAUAGAUUCAAGGGCUAGGACAUCACACUUUUUGCCCAUUGUGAUCCAUUUAUCACACUUCCUUCACUUAUGUGGUUUUUCAUAUAUUGGCCUAAUUACUGGUUUUGAUGUCGAUAGGAUCUCAAACAUGAUGGUUCAAGGUGAGUAAUAGGCCAUCUGUCCUAUUGAUUGAAUGUUAGAGAAGCUAAAGAAUGCAUUUAGACUGAAAGUGCAUGGCUUGAUUAGAAAUUGUAUCAUUGUUCAUUUAUCCACUAAAUCCUCUUGAGCAUUGUGCAGAUGUCGGAGAAGAUGAUUUAACUCAAUGUACUCAUGUGAAACAUGGUGCAUCACUGGCAGGUUUAUGAACACAUUGCCAGUUAUUUAUGUAUCUGAUAAUUGACGUUUGAAGACUCAUUAUAUCUUUUUCUACUGAGAUAAUGGUACAGUAAUUUGGGGUUACAAGUUUGACGAGGCAGCUGUGGCUGCUGCAGAAGAUGUAGCUGCGGUUAAAAAAGAACUUCAAAAUAACCCAACUAAGAGAUGGCAGACAGUGGGCAUGCUAAAGCAUGUCUUUUCAUGUGCUCCACUUUCGUGGGAUUUGAGGACACAUGCUCUUGAUUUCUUACAUAGCAUUAUGGAUGAAUGUGAAUGUAAUAAAGCACACAAUGAACAACUUGAUUGCUUCUCAUAUAUAACCUCUCUUCAUGCUGGAUUGUCGGUAAUUCUUAUGCUCUCUACUUAUUUUCUCUUAGUUAUUCCCUAACAUAUGAAAUGCAUUGUCAGGCAAUUCAAUUGAUAAUUAUGCAUGCACCAAGCGCGGUUAUACGGAAGAGUGCUUAUGAUGCAUUCAACAAGGUCAUAUUUUGUGUUCUUAGAAAUAUGAAGCUAUAUCCUCUUUCCAUAAAAGCGGUUUGCAAUG